AUGUAUCGCGAAAUCGAAGAAGCAGUAGCAUUUAUUGCCGGUUACUUUUACUACAAAUUGCCAAGAAGCCGAGUGGACUUAUUUGCAGUCAGACUGGCAAAUAUAAUUCUGAAAAACUGUAGAAAAAUCAUCUCAGAAGACAGACAUAAGAAGCUCAAAAAAAAUAGCAAGGAAGAAGAACAUAAUAUUGACAUAUUAACACGCGAAGUGAUCAUUGAAAUAAACUGUAAUGGCAAACUAGCUGUAGCAAUCGUAGAAGCUACUUCUGUCUUCGACAGUGCCUUGCUUCCCAAUGCUGUCAAACUUCAUAUAAGUGAGGGUAUGGUAAAAUAUAGUUUCCGAAGUAAUUUAAUAUGUCUCUACCGAAGCGACGGCAAUAUGCAUCACAUACAUCGAAAAGCUUACCAUACUCAUCUAAGACCACCCUUAACUACCGUAGCAGAUAAUGACAAUCGCAAAUUUUUUCAGGAUACAUUCCCACGUCGACAACAUCAUCAUAGAAAGAAGUACUGCAUCAGUACAAACGACAAUAAACAAUUACGUAGAAUGAUAAAAUCAGCACACUACUGGUAUAAGAAUCAGCAACUACCAGGACCAACAAGAUCUGCCAAGCUUUCUGGCAAUGGCUUUAUGCAUCCAACCUUACCUCCUAGCUACAAUCGUAAAUGGAAUUGGAAUUAUAAUCAGAUGUGCAGGAGAUUCCAAAAUGAAAACAAAAUAUCUUUUGGAAAAAAUGUAUUUGAAAAAAGAAACUAUUCUACAAUAAGCACCAGUAAUAGAAUCCAAAAUCCUAAAAGUCAAAAUUUUUCCUUCAAAAAUCCUAGUGGGGGUGAUUAUGUCACUAGAAAAAAAAACCACGAUAAAAACACACUGAUAAAUGAUCAAAAUUUUUCUUCCAAAAAUCACAAUGGAGGCGAUUAUGUCACUAGAAAAAAAAACUACGAUAGAAAUACAAUCAUAAGUGAUGAUGUCUUACGCUCAUUUGGAGUCAUCGCUUCCUAUCAUACGGUAAACCCUUAA
Thelazia callipaeda (thelaziosis nematode) is the source of this 1020-nucleotide messenger RNA. Lineage: Eukaryota; Metazoa; Nematoda; Chromadorea; Rhabditida; Thelaziidae. The record is from the annotation of a GenBank genome assembly.